AAAGCCUUUGUUGACUUCUACCGUAUCGCUGGAACUGGUGCUCACGUGGAUGCAGCUAACCUCUUGGUACAGCAAUCGCAACCAGCUGAGCCUGGUUCCUCAACUGAAAUACCUACGACCUUAGUGGAUCGCCUAAAAGAAGUUCUCAAGGGAAGCGAAGUGGAUCGGCUUCGGCUUAACGAGAUGGAACUGUCCGACGAGGCUUUGCACCAAAUUGGAUCGUGUUUGCGCAGCACAAAUUGUCGUGUUCGCCUUCUGUCGCUCGAACUGACCUCGCUGUCCUCGGUCAGCCCUUCCGCUCUGCUGCAAUUUGUCCGCGACGUCGCUCCGACGGACCUAGUUUUUCGAAUGCUUCGUGGGUGCACCGAGGAGCACUUCGGGCCAGAGAUGUGCCGGUUCAUCGUCUCGCGACGGUUCUUCAGUGUUUCCGAACUGAUCGAUGCUCAGAGCAACGAUGUCCUGCUUUCGCUGGACGACUCUAUCUUAAGUGAACUUUCCGCUUCCACGUUCCAAAUCGCCGUACCCAGUUCGAUUACGGUAGACGGCUUACGGUCAUUCAUCAAG
Messenger RNA from Cylicocyclus nassatus, 564 nucleotides. Lineage: Eukaryota; Metazoa; Nematoda; Chromadorea; Rhabditida; Strongylidae. The record is from the annotation of a GenBank genome assembly.